Polychytrium aggregatum is the source of this 1461-nucleotide messenger RNA. RefSeq lists its product as uncharacterized. Bases 122 to 1258 code for a protein of 378 amino acids. NCBI's taxonomy places the organism in Eukaryota, Fungi, Chytridiomycota, Chytridiomycetes, Polychytriales. The record is from RefSeq and is a predicted model, not a curated record. The transcript is spliced from 2 exons.
GUGGAUCAGCCCUCGCGAUAAAGCCGCUUCAAUUGUCUGGACCCAGCUACUGCAGCCGUGCUCUCUGGAAGCACCAAAGUCCGCCCCCUGUUCCCUCCAGUGCACUCUACCACUAUCUCAAAUGGCCACAAAGACCGCUGCCGACUAUAUCUUGCGCAUCAAGGCCGGCGCCUCCGUCGACCCCACGACGAUGCUGAUUGUCAACCCCAACGACGAGCUGAGCCCUAUCCUGAUCGAUUCGGAGCACUUUGUUGGAUACGUCGUCGUCCGCGUCCUCAAUUUUGCGGGCGUAACACCGUCCGAUGCCGGCCUGAUACCAAACCCUGCCAGUAACUACUUCAAGGGCCGGAAUCGAAGAUAUUCGAUCAUGGUCCAGGGGCGAUGGAAAAAGGAAUGGAGUGGCGACGACGUGGUCUUCAGCUUGGACGUGGACUCCAAGUGCCGAGUGCCCACGGGCGCCAGCAUCGGCAUUAAGAUUGCCAAGUGGCUGGAUCCAUCGCUUGGGGCUGAUCUGUACUGCGACAAGCCCUGGAUCGCCUCACCUCUGAUCACAGCCAUGAACGCACUCGCCAUCUACUUGCCCAGCCACGAGAUGCUGGCAAACGGCCGUGCAGCCAACAGCAACGACAAGCUGAGCAAAUCCAAGAGCGCCACGUCUGCAGCGCCAUCGACAGACUCGAUUCCAGCCCUCACUUCGGCGCUCGCCAGCACUUUGGUUUCUCAACCUGGGGCAGCACACAGAAGGUCCCCGUCGGCCGGAAACAAAAAGGACGUGUACUAUGCAAGCGAGAGCCGCAAGCCUUCAGAAGACAUCGGGCAGUGGUCGUUCCAUGACCGCAUGGUCCCGGAGGAGACUGCGCUGCUGCUCGACACAAGCACCGCCUCGGGCGCCUUGUCGUCCUAUGACAAACGCAAAAAGUACUUUUCGGACGAGAGCAAACGGAAGGGCGUCACCCUCAAGACUGACCGGGUCUACUGCAUGGACUUUUACGAUGCCUACUUUGACUUCAACACGGUGAGCCUCAAGCUACCGGGCUUCUCGCUCAAUGCAUUCAAAUACUGGGACGGGCAGCCGCUGCGCUUCACGGCCCGCACCCGCGACCGGUCGGUGGUCUUUUUCAGCGUGCUCUUCGAGCUGCUCGAGCGUGCGAGCCUGGGCCUGCCGCCCGACGACGAGUCGCACCUCAUGCAGAACGACAUGGAAGUGCGCGUCGACAACGUUGACAUCCCGCCUUCAAUUCUCGAAGCUGAUUCCUGAUCAAUCGACAGCGUAUAAGCGCUCCGAUUCCCAUCGCGUUGCAGUCAUCCUGGAGGCGGGUUGGGCAUUUCGUGAACAAACAGAGCGCGAUUCUAUCUUGUGUGUGCGUGUGCGUGCGAAUUCAUCGAUCUUCUGCUCAUCUUUCCACAUCUUGGGAUUCCUAUAGAGAUAUACAGCUCAUUAAAGAGAUGCUUUGACCACCA